Molecule: messenger RNA, 1540 nt
Organism: Pieris rapae (cabbage white)
Lineage: Eukaryota; Metazoa; Arthropoda; Insecta; Lepidoptera; Pieridae
Product: homocysteine S-methyltransferase 2-like
Exons: 1
Coding region: 189-1190 (333 amino acids)
Biological process (GO): S-methylmethionine cycle
Molecular function (GO): zinc ion binding; S-adenosylmethionine-homocysteine S-methyltransferase activity
Source: RefSeq, a predicted model, not a curated record
UGUUUGGAUUUUUAAAAAUUGAGUUGGUACUUUGAAGACGUUAACGACCUACACUAAUACAGUAAAAUUUUAAACUUUUUUAUUUAAUAUUAUAAUGUUUAAUAUUCAGUAGGUACUAUACUGCGGCGUUUUUCAUUUAAAUUUCAUAUUGAAGUCCAAGUUAGACCAGCAUUUUUUUUAAAUUUAGGAUGAUUGAAAGUAGUAACCCAAAGAACGUAGAAAAUAUAUACGUAUUAGACGGAGGGUUCUCGUCGCAACUGUCUCGGCACGUUGGUGUUUCUCCUGAUGGUCACCCGCUAUGGACGUCUCGAUUUCUACAGACUCAUUCUCAAGAAAUAGUUGAUACUCACCUUGACUUUAUUCGAGCAGGUUCAGACAUUAUUUCCACUAACACUUAUCAAGCUUCUGUUGGAGCUUUUAUGAAACACCUAGGAAUAUCAUCGGUAGAAGGAUUAUCUUUAAUUAAACAUGCUGUGCGUUUAGCGCAGCAAGCGAGGAGUAAAUACAUAGACGAGUGUAAGUCCAAUGAUUUGACACCACGUAAUAUUCUGAUAGCAGGCUCGGUCGGGCCGUAUGGCGCAUCUCUGAAUGAUGGAUCAGAGUACAGUGGAAAUUACAUCAAAACAAUUUCUGAAAAACAUAUUCAGACCUGGCACAAACCUAGGUUAGAUGUUUUAGUUGAAUCUGGUGUAGAUUUAAUUGCUUUUGAAACUAUACCUUGUGAAAAAGAAGCUCUAGUACUUGUCAAUAUGUUGAAAGAAUAUCCAGAGAUAAAAGGAUGGAUAUCAUUCUGCUGUAAAGACAAUUUGAGUAUUGCACAUGGGGAAAAUUUUUCUAAAGUAGUUAUGAAUUGUUUGCAAGCAAACUCUGAGCAAAUACUAGCUGUAGGCAUUAAUUGCUGCUCACCAAAACUUGUCAGGGACUUAAUAACAAGUCUGGAGAUAGACAUACCUAUUGUGACAUAUCCAAACUCAGGAGAAAAGUUUAUUCCUGGACAUGGAUGGGCAGAUGAUCAAUGCCAACCAUUGCACUCAUUUGUGUCUAGUUGGUUGGACAUCAAUGUUAAGUUCAUUGGUGGAUGCUGCAGGACUUACUGUGAAGAUAUAGCAAAAAUUAGAAGCGAAGUAGAUAUUUGGAUUAAAGAUAAGCAGGAGAAAUCAACCUUGCCAAUUAUUAAUGUUCCUAUUUGAACAAUAAACAUACAUUUGUCAGUAUUAAGGUAGAUAUUUUUGCAGAAAGUGUUUGGUGUUUCGGUAAAUAAAAAGAAGUAUGAUGAUAAAAUAAAACAAUUACUUACUGAUAAAGAGGCCUUGAGAAGUGAAAAUCUUAGUUUGAGCUUUGAGAUAUCCAAAUUAAAGAAAGAUAAUGGGAAGGUUUGUCAUUAGCGCUUUGUUAAGACUGAUUAAAACAUGUUUGUGUUGUAUACUUCUUUCAUCCUAUUAUCCUCAUUAUAUCUUUGUAUCCCUGUGGUGAUGAGUUUUGUAUUAUAUCAUUAAAAUGUAUAUUUCAUGAUUCAUUUAAUAUAAACCUUUAUGUAACA